AUGCCUGAUCAUUUUUCUCAUUCAGAGCAAUCAGACUCGGACUCGGACUCGGACGACUCCUACGACUCGUCGGAUUCAGACAGCGAACCAGAAAUUACACAGGAGUACCUCGACUCACUUAUAGCGAGGGCAAAAAAGAAUGCUAUUCUAGCAGCCAUAUCUGCGAGAGACGAGGUCGAAGCACAGGAGGAUGUUAUCACCCUCGACAGCGACUCGCGACCUCCAAUGCCCUCAUUAGACCCGGGAAUACUUCCUACACCUUACUUUGAGCUCGGACAGUCAAGAUUUGACGGGCCUUCUUCCAUUCGAGAUCCGGACACUGAAUUGGCAGAAAAAGCUUCGUCUUCGCGCAGCGCACCCGCCCCUCCAAUACCGCCACCAGAAUUAACAUCCUCUGGGAAACCCUUGACCAAAAAGCAAAAAAAAGAGGUAGCGCAUAUUUUUUCAUAUUUGCAUGGCUUUGUUGUUGAAACGCGUCAAUGCAAGUUAAAACAGAGGACUGCUGGACCAGACUGGUUUGACCUCCCGGCUCCGUCAGAAGCCGACCUUCCCCGCCUCCAUCGUGAAGUCGAGGCUUUGCGUCUCCGAAACCAACUUGAUCCCAAACGCUUCUACAGAAAAGAGGAAGGAGAGGGCAAGGGAAUCAAAGGUUUGCCCAAGUAUUUUGCGAUCGGUACGAUUCUUCCGUCCUCCACACCCUUUGGGACUGCGAGUGGGGAUAACCUUACCCGGGCAAACCGAAAACGAACAUUGGUGGACGAGUUGGUGGACGAUGCAGAGGCAAAACGCUACGCGAAAAAGAAAUUCGAGGAGCUACAAUCCGUCAGAGGGGCGAGAGGAAGAAAUACUCUACACGCCAAAAGGGCCGUGCGAAGGGGAAAGUGGUGA
Molecule: messenger RNA, 888 nt
Organism: Laccaria bicolor S238N-H82
Lineage: Eukaryota; Fungi; Basidiomycota; Agaricomycetes; Agaricales; Hydnangiaceae
Exons: 3
Coding region: 1-888 (295 amino acids)
Biological process (GO): RNA processing
Cellular component (GO): nucleolus
Molecular function (GO): RNA binding
Source: RefSeq, a predicted model, not a curated record